UUAACAAAAAUCAGUUAUUAAACGAAACACGAAAGUCACGGAAUUCAGUUGAGUUGAACAUCAACAGGUGUUAAAAACGUGUUAAGGAUUGUGUCGGGCGAUUUGGAAAUAAAUUUCAGAAGAGUAAAAAAAUAAACCAAAAAGAUUGAACAAAAGCCAGAAGCAGCAAAACGAUCAUUGAGAAAAAAAGAAAUAAAAAAGUUUUUUUUUACAGAAUUAAAGUUAUAAAAAUUGAAAACACAGUAAAGAUUCUGAAACAAAAAAUUAAUAAAUAAAAGCUCAAAGGAUUUUACGCAAAGCAAAUCAAACAACAAUAACAACUACGCAAAAAGAAAUUCAUUUUCAAGGAAUUUAAGAUACCAAUUUGGGGCAUAAAUUGUUUAUUUGUUACCUCAGGGGUAUAUAAAUAAAUAUAAUUCUUAAUUAUAAGUUUUCCACCCAUUACACCAUGUCACGCCAGUCCAGACUGGUGCUACUCCUACUCCUCUCAAUAGGGGUAUGUCAUGUAGCCGUCUCCAGUACACCACAUUCGUUGAAUAUCGUUCGCGAUGCUAUACCCGAUGAUCAGUUGGAUUUGAAUGAUGACAUAUUGCCGGACGAACCGGUUAAACAUGUCGAAGAACAACCACAACAACACAUACGCAUUUCAACACCCAAAGUUAAAGAAGUACCGAUUGUAUCGACGGCCAGCUCAAAGAGUGAAAGUUCUACGGCGGCUACAACACAAAAAACCCUUAGCGAUAAUACCAUCAAUGAUUUGGUCGAAGCAGCUAAGCAUUCGGAAGCUUUGUCCAAGGAUGAAAGAUUCCAAAAACUCGUUGCCAAGAAGUUGAACAGUACCUCAAGCACUUCAACAACAACCACUACCGCUAAGCCAACUGAGGAGGCCUAUGAUGACAGCUAUGAUGACAAUUAUGAUUACGAUGAUGAAUACAAUUAUGACGAGACAACAGCAACACCCACCAAGAAGUCCAAGAACAAGGCCAAGAUGACAACAGCUUUGCCAAAAUUGCAAAAGAAACCGAUUGAGACUAAAGUAAUGAAGGGAGAAACCAAGACCUCCACCGCCAAGCCUGCGCUCGAAGACAACAACAAAGAAUCGAAUACCAUUGAAUUCCACGAUGACAACAUUUUGAAUGCUAACGAGCAAGACGACGAUGAAGAUGAUGAUGACAAUUACGAUGACGAAGAUGAUGAUGAUGACGAUUUCGACAAUGACAACGACAUUAAUGACGAUGAUGAUACUAACUAUACCGAUAGUGUACCCUGCCCCCGCUAUUGUGUCUGUGAACGUAAUGUCAACAGCUACUUGGUGGCCUAUUGUAGCCGCAUUGACACUGGUACCCAGAAAUUCGGCAAAGAUAUUACCGAUUUGGUUGUCACCGAUGUUGGACCCAAAUAUCCCAUACUCUUGGGACCAGAGUUCUUUGUGCAGCUGGGCUUGAAACGUGUCUCCUCAAUUAAGAUUUCCAACUGUACCAUUGAAUAUUUGCAUCCCGAUGCCUUCAAGGGUUUGGACGAUUUGUACUCCGUUAAUCUGACCAAUGUUGGUUUGGCCAUUAUCAAUCCCGAUACCUUUGCCAACAACAAGAAAUUGCGCAUGUUGGCCAUUACAGGCAAUGAUUUGAGUGUUAUGUCCAGUGUCCAUUAUUUGCUGAAGUCCUCCAGCAUUGAAGAAUUGGAUUUGUCACGCAACAAUUUAAUGGAAUUGAACCCCAAUGCCUUCAGCCAGCUAUCCAAUGUAGUUUACAUCAACUUGUCGCAAAACAACUUGCAAAAGAUUCCCGAUCAUGUGUUCGACACCGUUCAGACCAUCGAAGAAUUGGACUUGUCCUAUAACUCGUUGAAGACCCUGCCUCCCGGUAUCUUCAACAGCACCGCCUUGGCAAUUUUGCACUUGAAAUACAACUCCAUCUCAAAUGAUUUGCGUUUUGGUACCUCGGACUUGCAACAGCUGGACUUGAGCUUCAAUCAAAUUCACACCAUCCACCAUGGCAUGUUCGACAAAAUGACCAGCUUGACCAAUUUGAUCUUGAAAGGCAAUGGUCUGACCAAAAUCCAAGCUGAUUCCUUCUUGACCCUCAAGAAUUUGCGUCACAUUGAUUUGUCCAUCAAUGAAUUGGAACAGGUGUCGAGCAUGAUGUUCUACAAGAAUUCCGAAUUGGAUGUCAUCCGUUUGAACGACAAUCCCCGUUUGAGCCAGUUGCCCACCGAUGGUUUCCGCAGCUACAAUGGCUAUUUCACCGUCUAUUACUUUGACGUUUCCAAUUGUGCCAUUAGCUCCUUGGGCCACAGAACCUUCUCGACCAUGCCUCAUUUAGCCACCCUGAAAUUGGCCUGGAACAACAUCAAUAAUUUGGAUCAUGAUACCUUUGCCAGUUUGAAGAAGUUGGUUGAUUUGGAUUUGAGCAAUAACCUGAUUGCCAAAUUGGAUGAGUUGAUCUUCACCUACAACAACGAUUUGGCCAAGUUGAAUUUGGCCGGCAAUCCCAUACACAAAUUGUCUGUACGCCUAUUCUUGCCAUUGAAUAAGUUACGCGAAUUGGAUGUAAGCGAUUGUGAACUGAAGACCUUGUUGAGUGAUAACCAAUAUGGUGUGGGUCGCAAAUAUAAAUUCUAUGAAACUCUGCGCUCGUUCAAUGUCUCCUCCAAUCAAAUCCACAAAAUCCAUUCCAGUGAUGUGCGUCAAUUCAAGAACCUCAGAAGUUUGGACAUUUCCAUGAAUCCCCUGAAGUGUAAUGAAGAUUUCCAAGAUUUCAUCAGCUAUGUAUCGCUCAACACGCAAAUGAUGCCACACAAGGUGUUGAGUUUGGAGAAUUUGGACAGUGACUCGACUGUGUUGCAGCAUCAAGCUCAGGAUGGCUGGUCCGCUUUGGCGCAUGAGGUGUGCAAACACGAAGAUUUCUCACACAAAAAGCAUUUGGGCGAUAACAAGAUCGAAGAACGUUUGGAUGAGAAUGAAAAGGACUUAGAAGAAGAUGCCAAGAAUCUUUUAAGCAUUAUGGAAAAGAAACGUUUGGAUAAGAUUAUGAGAGAUUCGCGUAAAUCUUUCCAUGAUGUUAAAGUUGAAGAUUUCCCUAAGGCCGACAAAGAAAAGGAUGCUGAUGAUAACAACGAUGAUGAUUAUGUCUACGAUGAUGAAGAUGACAAUAAUAAUGAUGAAGACGACAUCGAUGAAAGCGAAGACGAAGAAGACGAUGAUGAUGAUGAAUCCUAUGAUGUUUACAAUAAGAAGGCGGACAUUUCAAAGGACAUCAAGGAUCAUGGCAUUCGUGUUGAAGAGGUUGAUUUGGAAAAGGAAACCCUGGAUGAACGUUUGUUGAACAAAUUCAAGAUUCUCAAUGCCAAGCGCAAACAAUACAGCGAAGAAGAUGAUGACAAGGAUGACGACGAAGAUGAUGAUGACGAUGAAUAUGAAGAACGUUUUAUCGAACGCGGUCGUAUCUACUAUGGAGGUUACAGCUUCUUUGUGCCAGUCAUUAUUAUUGUUACUUGUGUGCUGAUCAUCCUUUUGGCCAUUGCCAAGAUUGUAUCGAUGAUUAUGCGUAAACGUGGCGAACGUUAUCGUAUGUCAUUGUUGCAGGCUCGCAAUAAUUCCAUUGUCUAUCAGAAGCUUUCAGAGGAUAUUGUGCCACCCAAAGAGCCAAAACAACCCAAAGUACAUCGAUAUGCACCGAUUAGCAGUGCCUAAAAGAAAAAAAAAACAAAUGGGGAACAAAUGUUAAACAAUAGGCUUGAGAGACUCUAAAACAAGACAAGAAGAACUAAUGUGAGCAGUAGCCGAAACUUUUCCAACAGAGGUUUAGAGUUUUUUUUUUUUAAUUUUUAUUUGUAGAUUUAUUCUUACAAAAAAAAGACAACACUAUUUUUUUUAUUAAAUUAAAGUAUUUUACAGCUCAUGUUAGCAUUUCCAGGGAGAAAGUAAAAUCCCACACCCAAAUUUCCACUUACUUUUUUUUUUUUUGAUUUUGUUUGAGCUACUAAAAAAAAACUUUGAUGAGAGUUUAUAUUAGCGUUUAUAUAUAAAUAAUAUUUUAUAAAACAAAAAAAAAACAUUACCAUACAUAAAUUAAAUAAUUAAUUUGUAAUAAGUUAAGAUUGAGUUAUUAACUAUUUCCAAGAGAAUUCCAAGAAAGAAACAAACUGAAUAAAAUACACAAAAAUCAACACCAACACAAAGACACGUCUAUUUCCCUUAUUCCAUAAACUUUAAAAAGAGAAUAAAAUAAAAUAGUUUCAUUCUGGCAAAAAGGCUUAAAAUAAACGUUUUUUUAGGUAGGGAUCUGUUUCUGUAUGACGAACGAAGAACCUAAUUCCAAAUGGGAAUUUUAAACACUCUUUCCAUUAUUGUCGGAGUAGAGAAACAGAUGCUAAAACACAACUCAGAAUAAAUCUAGAGUUUUUGAACAGAAUAACAAUUAGGAAAUGAAGUCAUUAUACAAAAAUUGAGUUCUUCGCCAUUUUAGGACGGUACACCACCAACCUAGGUACACCAAUUCUCUUGGGUACACUUUGUUUCCGAAACACAUCGAACUUAAAAAUCGCUUAUUCGACAGUCGAUUAUACCAAUCAAAGAAAUUUUUUGCACAACAUAGUAUUAACAUUCCCCGUUAACUUUCAAUAACACCCUCCACACAAACCGAUUCCCCAAACUUCACCCAUAGUAUUAGAUUUUCUCAAUAAAAUUCCAAUUUCAUUCUGAAUAAAACCACUUUCCUAUUUCUUUGUAUAGCUAAUGAUGGUCCCCCAAAAAAUUGGUUAACCCCCCACCACAUAAUUCGUACUUAGUUCAUUUUAUUUCAUUUUGUUGUUUCCGGACAAAAUGUUCUUUAAAGUGAACCAGUUUUCAUAUUAUUUCAACAUUUUAUUGAAAAAAAUCUAUAAAUCCACGAUAUAAAUAGAAAAUUAAACUAAAAAUGCAUUUAGUCUCCAAUAGACACUUGAGUUGUUGUACCACCAAAAUUUUUUGCUUCCAAGUGCCAUUUGUUUUGGUUGGUAGUCAAAUAUCACUUCAAAUCAAAUUAUCUAAAAAUGUAAAACAAA
Messenger RNA from Musca domestica (house fly), 5043 nucleotides. RefSeq names its product Leucine rich repeat protein (gene Gp150). The record is from RefSeq and is a predicted model, not a curated record. The transcript is spliced from 9 exons. NCBI's taxonomy places the organism in Eukaryota, Metazoa, Arthropoda, Insecta, Diptera, Muscidae. Gene Ontology annotation, molecular function: protein binding. The coding region runs from base 449 to 3691 and encodes 1080 amino acids.